Messenger RNA from Stylophora pistillata, 4185 nucleotides. RefSeq lists its product as uncharacterized. Lineage: Eukaryota; Metazoa; Cnidaria; Anthozoa; Scleractinia; Pocilloporidae. Gene Ontology annotation, biological process: endocytosis. Gene Ontology annotation, molecular function: 1-phosphatidylinositol binding; metal ion binding. Gene Ontology annotation, cellular component: early endosome. The record is from RefSeq and is a predicted model, not a curated record.
AACUCUCGAUCAAAGACCUUGAAAGUAGUCUUCAGCAAAAGAAGGAUGACAUUGCAAGAUUUGAAGAAGAAAGGACGGAUCUCAUUGCUAAGAUUGAAGCUGGCGGUGGAGCUGAAACGGUGAUUGAACAACUCAAACAAGAAAAGGAAAGUUAUCAGACACGGCUUCAGCAGCUGGAAGCUACGCUACAAACUCAAACACAAGAACAUUCGACGAAGAUUGAGGAGAUGCAUAAGCAACAAAAAAAGGUCGAGGAAGAGUUGGCAAGAGAAAAAGACAACACUGCCAAACUUGAGAACACAGUGACAGAUCUUACAUCACAGUGUACGAUUUCGUUACAACAAAUGGAGGAGUUCAGAAAGGAAGUUAAAGAAAAAAGCGAAAGCCUUGUGGCUCUCGAAGCCGCCAAGGCCGCUGAAAAGUCUGUCUUGGAUGAACAAGUGCGAUCCUCUCAGGAGACUUUACAGGAGAAGCUCAAGGAACUGAGUGCCCUUCAACAGCAGAAUGUGAAGUUGAAAGAAGAUUAUGACAGCAUAAGGGAAAGCCACACAAAACUUGAAAUCCAAGCGAAGACCUUAGAAAUGGAACUGGAAAAUCAUGCAAAGAGGGCAGCACAGCUUGAAACUGAAGUGAAGGGAAAGGUUGAGGUAAUGACAUUGUUACAACAAGAGAAAGCGUCCGAGAAAAGCACCUUGGAAAAACAGAUCGAUGAUGCGCAGCAGUCCUUGAGCAAAAAGGAAAAAGAAAUUUUGGUUUUAAGAGGAGAAUUGCAAGAGUCUAAGGAAAAAUCUGCAGAGAGCAUCAAAUCUUUGGAGAUUGAAAAGGAGCAACUGUCAUUAAAUUUGACAUCUACCAAGACUUUACUAGAAGAAAAGGAGAAACUUAUUUCCAAUUUGGGAUCUGAACAGCAAGAUGCAAGAAAGGAAAUUGUUUCGUUAAAGGAACAGUUAGCUUCUACUUCGCAAUCCCUAAAGGAGAAGACUGAUCAGAUGGAAAGUACGAAUAAACAUUACAUGCAAGAAAAGCAAGCUCUAGAGGCUAAACUGUCAGAAUUGGAUGCGUCCAGCAAGAACCAAGUCUCAGAGUUAAUGCAAAUGCUAAAGAAUGUAAAGGACAAGUUAAAAGAAAAAGAGGAAAUGUGUGACAAGCAAGUCACAGAAUGCCAACAGCUUCAGUCAAAGAUUCAACAAAUUGAGCAGGAAAAAUCAUCUGUCGAUGAAGCCAUGAAAGAACAGGGGAAGGCUCAUCAGGAACGGCUAACAGUUCUAGAAACUGAGCACACUGUCAAGGAAUCAAAGCUACAUGAACAAAUUGCUGAACAAGAAAAAAGUGUCAGUGAGCUGCACAAAUCUCUUGAGCAAAAGGAUGAACGAAUGAACGGAAUGCAAAGGAAAAUCGAGGUUCUGGAGGAGGAGUUGAGAAAGGAAUGCGAAAGUUGCAAGAACUACGAAGCUCAGCUCUGUAAACUGCAAACUGCUUCCAAGGAGGCACAAGAGAAAAUUAGCCGGCUCGAGAAGGAUCAGGAAGACGCGCGGAGUGACAUUAAGGAACUUCAGAACCAGGUUGCAGCAGGAGACGAGGAACUUGGACAAUUCAAAAGGCAGGCAGAAGAAACUGAGAGUGAUUUGAGACAGACUGUGGAACAACUCAAUGAAGCUAAGAAUGCCUUAGAAACUCAAGUUUUAAAUCUGGACGGCGAUCUUAAAGCUUCAAGAGAACUAACACAGAAGACCAAGGAGGAAAGAGAUUCCUUUGAGCAAGAAUUAGAAAGUCAGAGAGAUGCUUUCAAUGGACUGAGAAUUUCCUUGCAAACGAAAAUAGCGGAAUUGGAGAAGAAUGUUGCAGCUGAACAAGACGCCAAGGAGCAGGCUCUGCGAGAGGCUCAGGAAAAGCAACAACUCUUAAUUAAACAGAAACUGGAGCUCGAAAACAAGCUGGCCAACACAGAAAAAGACCUAAAGAAGGCAAUCGAAGAGCACGAAGAAACGAAAGAAGUCUCCAAACGAGUUCAGUUGCUAUUGAAAGAGGAGACGGCCGCUGUUCAGACUAAACUGGCAAACGAAACGCAAGAACUUGAAGAACUUAAAAAGUCAAAAGAACAAACUGAAACGAGGCUUAACAUCCAGAUAUCUUCACUGAAUGAGAACCUGGCGGCUGCUAGGACUGAGGCCGAGAAAUUUCAACAGGAGACGAGAGAAGCUGGGGAGAAACUUGUAGAUGCUGAAAAACGAAAUGAUGAUUUAAAGGGAGAAAUAGCCGUGUUGGAAGCAACUGUUCAAAAUAACUUAGACGAAAGAAGAAAAUUACUUGAAAGAUGUGUGGCUAGUGAUGAAACGAUAGAAAAACUUAAAAAGGAAAUUGGAGAGCUGAACAAAAAAGUUGAAAAUGCACAGGCAGCCAUGAUGGAAUUAACACAAGAGAAUCAGUCUUUACAGAUAACAACUAAUCAAAAGAACGCGAGACGAUGGGAAAGUGAUAGUGAUGUUACGGUCUGUAAUGGCUGUGACAGACAAUUCUCUUUGAAAAUUAGAAAGCACCACUGUAGAAAUUGCGGUUUGAUUUAUUGUGGUGAUUGUACAACGAAAAGUGCUCCACUGACGUCUAGUAAGAAGCCUGUAAGAGUGUGUGACAAGUGCUUCGAUGAAGUCACGUCAGGCACAGCUAAAUCGUAUUCUCUGGGCACAAACCAAGGCUUCAGCUGAGAAGACUACGCAAGAGUAGAUAUAAAUGUUUUCGCCAGCGAAGAGCGUCACAGUAUGUUUUUUGGAUCUCGAUAUGUUGUGCAUCUCGUUGUAUUUUACUUAGGGAUCAUAAAUGAUUUACAUAGAGGUCGUUAGGUUUUUACUAUUGGGAACUUUACUUAACCCUUAAGAGUGACCAACGUCUAAUAUCUCCUUACAAUAUCACCCUGAAUCACACAUGAAUGUCGUGAGAAUUAUGGAAACAAUCACCAAUUCAAGAAGCUCUUGAUUGUUAAACAAAUUCUCCUUGUAAGCAGCUUAGGAAAUGUCUAGAGAGCAGUAUGGAGAAUAUGCUUACUGAUGUCAGGGCAUAAAGGGUUCAAAGAAGGAAUGAUGAGUGUUAAAUUAAACGUUUUGUAUCGUAUAAGAAUUGGUAAAUGUAUUUUCUCUGGUAGGACAAAUGCGAAAGGUAGAGAAGUUUUUUAAAACGACUAAAAUUGAUUAGUCAUCAUUAGCUUCUGUAAAUAUUAAGCAAAAAAUGGAUAUUUAGGUUUUCUUUAGUGGUUGUAAUUAUCAUAAGUUAAAACUAAGAGGUAAGGAACUUACUGAGCCCAAGUGGUAAGAUUUUAACCACGGAUAACUAAAAAAUGUCAGCAGUAUUUUUUAUAGAAUAUUUCCUAACGUAUUGUUAAGGUGGUUUUUUAUUGAUGUUCUAUGUCACUUGUAAAGAACUCGGAAUUUACCGCCCAAGGGAUGUAAAAGUGGAGAAUUGUGAUUUUGGAACACGACAACAAGUUAGUUAAAGCGUGAUAGGAUACUUUUCAAUUCAGUAUUGUAAAACCAAAACCAAUGUUAUAACAGCCAAUUAGGGAAAGGACAGUGCUUUAAAAGCCAACGAGAAUUCAAAGUUAAAACAACCAAACCGCGCGGGAAAACGCGGGCGACCAAGUCAUGAUUGGUUUUAAGUUCUGCAUCUGAUUGGCCGAGAGAGUGGCACUAGAUUUCUGAGCCAAUCAUAAUCGCCUAAGCGCGGGAAAACGCGGGCGACCAAGUCGUGAUUAAUUUUAAGUUUUGCAUCUCAUUGGCCGAGAGAGUGUGGCGCUAGGUUUUUGGGCCAAUCACAGAUUACUUUCGACACACAGUGAUGAAAAUUGCUUUUUUACAAUGCGGUAUGAGCUCGAGGAUGUCUAAUGUUGUCCAUUUAGAACGACUUUGUAGAGGAAGCUUUUGAUAAAUUAUCGUACAUGCCUCCUUUUAUCCUACACAAUCGAUACCGAUGCACUAACAUGAUAAGUGUAUAUUUUAUUUUUGGGAUUUAUUAGCUUGCAGUGUGGACAUAAGGGCGGCAUUGAUACUUUCCCCACCCUCCAUCCCCUGAUUCCCUAUCGCCAACUGUCGUUAUAAAUGGUUUUCUAUCCUCAAAUCUUCAAAAUGAAAUUUAAACUAGAGAUAAUUUUCUAAAAUCAUACCCGCCUGAGCUAAUAAAGGACCUUUUUGGACAUUG